AUGCCGCCCAUUCUCAUCAAUGGCAACCUUGUCGAUCUCGACUCCGGCCACCCGAAAAACAGAUCCCUGGAUGAUGAUGCAGACAAAUCAGGAGAUUACAUCAUUGUUCAAACAUCCAAUGUGCUGAGCGCAGCGCAGUUGGGGACAUUGCAAGAGCUUGGAGCCCAGCUUCAGGAAUAUCUUGCGGAAAACACCUAUUUGUUUCGCUAUGCGGCUACGGACAUGACGCGCGUUCGACAAUUGGAAUUUGUCACCAAGGCCGGCGAAUAUCAAAGGGGCUAUAAAGUGAAUGGUCAUCUUCAAGCUGUAUCGAACUACGAUCCUGCUCAAGAAAAGACUGUCUAUCUGGUCUUACAUCAAGACAAGAACACUGGUCCUGAGUCAGUAGCAGAAAAUAUCGCUGCCGAGACUGGACUCUCAGUCGAUGAAAUUCAGGUGGAUGGCAAUCGUAUUCAGAUGACUGUGCCCCUGAACAAGCUAAAAGAGCUAUCUCGAAACGAUCUUGUUCGUACCGUGGAAGAAACGCCUGCAGUAGAGCUGGCGAAUACUUUCGCAAAGCAAGUACUUAAUGGGGAAGUUGUCAUCAAUGAUACAGGAUACCGAGGGGCUGGCCAAGUUGUCGCUGUGGCAGACACCGGCUUCGACAGAGGCCUCAGCGAUGAUGUUCAUCCUGCUUUUUCAGGAAGGGUCAGAGCGCUUAUUCCAAUCGGGCGUGAAGAUUCUACAAACGAUCCUGAGGGACAUGGAACCCAUUGUGCAGGCUCGAUACUUGGCGCAAAGGUGCUUGGCGGUGAGACGACGGUUGAAGGCAUUGCUCCUGAAGCAGAACUUGUGCUACAGUCACUACUUAAUGACCUCCCUCCUCCCGACGGGCCGAGUCUUUUCCCGUUGGGCAUGACCAGCGACUUGAAGAACAUGUUCACCCGACCCUUACAAGACCACGGAGCUUAUAUUCACAGCAACUCCUGGUCUAGCAAGUGGAAGGGCGCUCAGCAGCCCUACGGUGAGGCAGCAAGACAGGUGGAUGAAGCCGUGUAUGAGCAUCCUGAACUAUUGAUAGUCUUUGCAGCCGGAAACUAUGGUUACAAGACGCCAUUCGGAUCAAUAGAGGGGUACGCUUCAGCAAAAAAUUGCCUCACUGUCGGCGCAACGGACUCGAGCAGACCAAGUGCUGCUGGACGCUACGUCUCUUCAAAAACAUCGUUGAAUGAUGCUACAGAGAUUCCGACCUAUAGCUGUCGCGGUCCUACGUUCGAGGGAAGGAUCAAACCGGAUGUUGUCGCACCUGGCACAGCAAUCCUAUCUGCAAAAUCUCGCGAUGCAAUUGACAAAGAGGUCUACGGUACCUCUCUCCAAAGAGACUACAUGUACAGCACUGGUACAAGCAUGUCAGCAGCACUUGUAUCUGGCUGCGCCGCAGUUCUUCGAGAAACUCUUGUUAAAAGUGGCCUUGAACGCCCCCCGGCCGCUCUACUUAAGGCUAUGCUGAUCAAUGGUUCCUACUCUCUGCAUCAUGCACAUGGAGGAAAAGAAGGAUUUGGUCGUGUCAACCUGAAAGACUCCAUCGUCGACACAAGCGAAGCGAAAACUGCUGGCUUUGUCAUCGGACAACCGCUCAGGGACAUUUUCGACGACUACAGUUUCACGGUCGAAGUUCCUGUGAAAAUUCACUCAAAGUACAGCCCCGGUGGUCACACCCCCGAACCAACUCCGCCAGUAACUAACGGUCUCACACUCAAGGCAACACUUGCCUACACGGAUGCCCCUGGCGCAGCAUUACAGAACGAUCUCAAUCUUAUCUUGACCACCAGCGAUGGAGUCUCUCGGAACGGUAAUAUGGGCAGCGACUCAAAUAGAUAUGACGAUCGAAACAACGUUGAGCAAGUAGUUUGGAAGGCAAUUCCACCAGGCAAGGUCAGAAUUACGGUCAGAGCGGCUAAUAUUACAUCCAAAGAGCAGGACUUUGCUUUGGUGUGGAAGCUCAUUGAUUUUGACGACUGA
This is a messenger RNA of Ascochyta rabiei, 2001 nucleotides long. RefSeq lists its product as uncharacterized. The transcript has a single exon. Gene Ontology annotation, molecular function: serine-type endopeptidase activity. NCBI's taxonomy places the organism in Eukaryota, Fungi, Ascomycota, Dothideomycetes, Pleosporales, Didymellaceae. Gene Ontology annotation, biological process: proteolysis. Bases 1 to 2001 code for a protein of 666 amino acids. The record is from RefSeq and is a predicted model, not a curated record.